Labeo rohita (rohu) is the source of this 5815-nucleotide messenger RNA. It is a transcript of the gene ism1, whose product is annotated as isthmin 1. Gene Ontology annotation, biological process: negative regulation of angiogenesis. NCBI's taxonomy places the organism in Eukaryota, Metazoa, Chordata, Actinopteri, Cypriniformes, Cyprinidae. The transcript is spliced from 8 exons. The record is from RefSeq and is a predicted model, not a curated record. Bases 3845 to 5224 code for a protein of 459 amino acids.
ACCAAGAAUAACUGAAUCAGUUAUUUCUAGUGAAUCAGUACCCUUGAAACCAUUGCAGUCCAACUGAUUCCAAAACAAAUGACUCUUUUGAGUCAGUUCUUUUUUAGUCAAUCAAACAUUUGCAGCUUACAGUCUUACGUUACGCUGUUCUAAAGUUCAAAGGUACUUUGUUAAUUGAAUCAUAAAAGAAUCAGAAGCAUUACGAGGAAUGUACAGAGCUUACAAUUUCCAUUCUUAAUAACAUAUACCUCCACAUUCAGAUGGUUUCUAUAGAAACUCUAUUUACCACAGUAAACACCAAAGCAUAUAGUAAUUACCUCUUUGACUUUCAUUUGCUGCAAAAUUGUGCUAACAAAAAGUAGUGUCUGCACAUGUUUUAUCAAACUCUCUGCUUUGAAUGAGACAAAACUUAAUUGUUACAUCUGAAAGAGACGCAAAAUCGCUGUCUGAGCACUGGAGAUCAACAUGCCAACUAUGUUGCACACGGGCCAAUAUUCGUCUUAAACUAGCAAUUAGUAGAGAGAUGCACAUUCCAUAGGUGUGGAGUAACCGCUUGAUUAAUGCUGGGAGGAAUCAAGACAGAUAGUAAAUGCUGCAGACAGAUGGGGUCUAGUCUGCACUUGUUUCGCUCGUGUUUGAAACAAUGUUUGUUAUUUUAAGAAUACCAAAACCAUAGUGAUGGAGAUUUCUCAUAGCUGAGAUGAGAAACUGGGGAGAUGUUUUGGGGACUAAACUCAUUAGACAAUGCAUAUUUUUGUUCUGUUUCAGUGAAGGUAAUUGUCGUUACACUGGAAAACAUUUGCAAAUAGACCGAAAACAUUUAUCAACCAAGGUUGUUACUAAAAAAAGAUGUCCUGAAAUUACCGUUUUUAUUAAGGGGCAAUUUUAACCCUGUGAGGGUGUCUUUUUAGUAAUUUUAAUUAACUAAAAUUAUUUCUCUCUCUCAUUUUAUCUGUAUAUACACUAGCAGUCAAAAGUUUUUGAACAGUAAAAUUUUUAAUGUUUUUAAAGAAGUCUCUUCUGCUCACCAAGCCUGCAUUUAUUUGAUCCAAAGUACAGCAAAAACAGUAAAAUUUUGAAAUAUGUUUACUGUUUAAAAUAACUGAAAUAUAUUUUUAAAUAUAUUUUAAAAUGAAAUUUAUUCCUGAUUUCAAAGCUGAAUGUUUAGCAUUACUCCAAUCACAUGAUCCUUCAGAAAUCAUUCUAAAAUUCUGUUUUGCUGCUCAAAAAAUUGUAUUAUUAUGAUGUUGAAAACAGCUGAGUAGAUAUUUUUUUCAGGUUUCUCUGAUGAUUAGAAAGUUCAGAAGAACAGCAUUUAACUGAAAGAGAAAUCUUUUGUAACAUUGUAAAUGUCUUUAUCAUCAUCCUUGCGUAAAGAAAAAAAAUCAUUUCUGUAAUUUCUUUCCCAAAAAAUAAAUAAAUAAAUAAAUAAAUAAAAAAUACUGACUCUAAGCUUUUGAAUGGUAUAGUGUAUAAUGUUAAAAAAGUUUUUUUUAUUUCAGAUAAAUGCUUAUUCAUCAAAGAAACCUGGAAAAAAUCUACUCAGAUGUUUUCAACAUAAAAAUUAACAUUUCUUGAACAGCAAAUCAGCAUAUUAGAAUGAUUUCUGAAGGAUCAUGUGAUGCUGAAGACUGGAGUAAUGAUGCUGAAAAUGUUUCUUUGAUCACAGGAAUAAAUUAUAUUUAAAAAUAUAUUAAAAUUAUAUAUUUUAAACAGUAAAAAUAUUUCACAAUUUUACUGCUUUUGCUGUAUUUUGGAUUAAAUAAAUGCAGGCUUGUUUAGCAGAAGAGAAUUAUUUUAAAAAAAACAUAUUUUAAAAACUUUUGACUGGUAGUGUAUAUAUACACACACUUUACCAAAUAAAACUUGUGAAAUUUAAUUAAAAAUAUUAAAAUAUUAUUGCAAUUAAAAAAAACUUGUUUUUAUUUUAAUAUAUUUUAACAUGUAAUUUUUAUUUAGAUGGCAAAGCUGAAUUUUCUGCAGCCAUUACUACAGUCUUUGGUGUCACAUAAUCCUUCAGAAAUCAUUGUAAUAUGCUGAUUUGAUUGACAACAUUUCUUAUUAUCACUGUCGGAAAACCAAUGUGCUGUGUUGAUAUCUUUUGUGCCAGUUUUGAUAAAUUUAAUGCAUCUUCGCUGAAUAAAAGUAUACAUUUCUUGCAAAAAAGGACUGAUCCCAAAAUUUUGAAUACUUUUGUGUAUGUAUUUUCUGAAAUAUGUCAAAUAUUAGGCAACAGGCUAAAACUGUGGAGGCAUUUUAAUAUCCGUGGUAUUUCACCCCAAGCCCAGGUUAAUAUCUGACCCUGGUGUGCAGAAAUCUUUGUUGAGAACUACACCAUCCAGCCUUCACUAUUGUCUUUAAGAUGGUGCAGUGAAGUGGUCAAAGAUCUGGUCCAGAAACUGAAAAAUCUGAACGACUCGUGAACUAUGACUUCUGCAAGGAAAAUCAAGGAAGGACACAGAUUUCAGCAGAAGAGCACAAAUACACAUGCACACGCAACAGGAUGGGCCUCUCUCCAUCAGUUUACCCCCACCCUAUGUGUCAGAGGGUCUAGCCGGUCUGGAGAACAGAUGUCAAGUCUCCUUCCAUCUCCUUUGCUACCAACACAGCAAUGUGCUGCUCCAAGAAAACAUCUGUCUAAGCAUUGACCAUCAGCAAAAGGGGCCCCACGAAUUGGCUCAUCCGCCCUUUGAAACUCGCAAAAGUCUGUGCCAUUCUAACUGCAAAGAUCAGCACAGAUAAAGACAUUUGGUGCGUGUUGUGCUGAUAAGUGCACUGGUGUGAUGGGACGUGAAGGGUUAAAUCGGUGGGGAGGGGAGGUGACAGCAAACCCAAAGAAGAGGGGGAUAUAAAAACACCAAAGGCUUCGUGGGCACGAGUCUGGCUGUGUUUGUGCUGGACUAAAGACACACAACGACAGAAAGGAACACACACGCACGCACACACUCACACUAGUCUUGAGCUGUGGUGUCGUGUGUUAUUUGACAGCGCGCUUUUACGCAGAAGGUGUGUGUGGAUACUCUUGCGCAAGAGCGGCUCAUACACCCUCCUGAGGACAGAGCUCAGAUGAGUUAGUCAGAGGAGGAACUUUGGAUCUUGAUCACACUGAAAAUGGGCUUAUAGUGAACUACACUUCAUCCCUGAAGACGCAGUGGCUUUUGGAGAGGAUGACAGCACUUUGCGCAAGGCACCGGAGCGCAACAAUGUACCCAAAGUUUUAUAUUAGACGUGAAGGACAGACCACGAGGGUUUGAAGUGGUUUGAACUGGAGACUUUGUUGUUGUAGUUUAUUUUUAUUUUCAAACGUAAGAAUGCUUCACGGUCUUGGAAUUGCGUACUUGUGCCAAUGUACCUGAUUUACCUGCGCACGAGUAAAACUCCAGUUUUUCCUCAAUGAAGAAGUAAAACUUCUUAUCUCAGUAUAUAAUCUACUUGCUUUUGCAUUUUAUACUGAUGUUAUAAGAAACGUAAAUACCUCAAUGGAAUGGUACACAGCUUUGGAGUUUGUGGGACUUACUUUCCUGUUUUUUAAAGGUAGUUCAACUUCUUUUUGGACAUCUGGAUUACACCAUUUUUAAGGUCAGGAGCUAUAGAUCCAUCAUUGUUCUGAUCAGUUUUCAAACGUGGAGCGAUUGGGCAUCUUUGAGAUCAUUUCCAGCCAGUUACUCUUUUUCCUGUGAGUAUUGCUCUUCUGGACCCCGAGGUGGCUCCGCAGUGGUGUUGCGGCUCCUCGUCCGCGGCGGAUCCGGAGAUCGGAGUGUCUGCAGCGGCAGGAGGCGGCAGCGGAAGCCCGGCAGCAGCGGCGGCGGCGGCGCAGGGUCCUAAAAGUGCUCGAGUGAAGAGGAUGGUGCGGCUGGCGGCGGAGCUGCUGUUGCUGUUGGGUCUCCUUCUUCUGACGUUACACAUCACGGUGUUGCGGAGCAGCCCGCUGCAGCACGGAAAUGACACUGUGAGCUCGGAGCAGGACUCGCGGGUGGCGGAGAAUAAUGUCAAUGCAGAAAGCAGUUCCUCGGUUCAGUUGGGUCCGGGUGACAGAAAGUCCCGAGUGCCUCAUAUUCCAGCAUCUCAGCCCUGGGUUCAGAGUCACGGGACGGGGGGCAGCCUGCAGAGAGACGGACCAGGAGCUUUCCUGCUGGACCUGCAGAACUUCCCUGAUCUUUCCAAAGCUGAUAUAAAUGGGCAGAACCCCAACAUUCAGGUUACCAUAGAAGUGGUGGACAGCCUGGAAGGUUCUGAGCCAGAGAAGGGAAUACGCAAAGAAAACAAGCCUGGCUGGGCAGCUCCUAACUGGAGGAACUGGUGGCAGCGUUCUUCUUCCUCAUCAUCCUCCUCCGUGUCCACCCCAAAGGGGCCCGACGAACAGGAUUACCCCUACGAGAGCAACACGGAGGACAGCAACUUCCUCAAACCGCUCGGAGACUGGGAACGAAGAGGGACUGCUGGCGCAGGCAGCAGAUCCCAGACUGAAUACGACUACAUAGAUGGGGACGGUGACUGGAGUGGUUGGUCACCAUGUAGCGUAUCCUGUGGAAACGGCAACCAGAAGCGGACCAGGUCAUGCGGCUACGCCUGCACAGCCACAGAGUCACGGACAUGUGACAUGCCCAGCUGCCCAGGGAUUGAAGAUGCUUUCAAGACGGCAGCGACAGAAGUCAGUCUUCUCGCUGGCACUGAAGAGUUUAAUGCAACAGAGCUCUUCGGAGUUGAUACAGACAGCUGUGAGCGUUGGAUGAACUGCAAGAGCGAGUUCCUCAAGAAAUACAUGAGCAAAGUGGCCAACGACCUACCCAGCUGUCCCUGCUUUUACCCAACCGAGGUGGCCUACAGCACCGCAGACGUCCACGACGCCACCACGAGGCGCAACUUCCGCUGGAAAGACGCCAGCGGACCAAAGGAGAAGCUAGAGAUCUACAAACCCACUGCUCGCUAUUGCAUCCGCUCCAUGCUCACGCUGGAAUCCACCACCCUGGCGGCCCAGCACUGCUGCUACGAUGACAGCAUGAAGCUCAUCACCCGAGGCAAAGGAGCCGGGACGCCCAACCUCAUCAGCACAGAGUUCUCCGCUGACCUGCACUACAAAGUGGACAUCCUACCAUGGAUCAUCUGCAAGGGCGACUGGAGCCGCUACAACCAGGCUCGACCUCCAAAUAAUGGACAGAAAUGUGCAGAGAACCCUCAGGAUGAGGACUACUACAAACAGUUCGAGGAGGCCAGAGAGUUUUGAGCUGAGAAGCUUCUAAAACGGAAGCAGGACUCGUUUCGAAAACUGGCUGUGAGUUUGAACAGGACUUGCUAUGAAAAACAGACGGCACAGCCAACAAGAAGCACAGAUCUUCAUAUGGUUUCCCUCAGAACCUCUCGUUCUUUUCAUGGAAAGAAUAACAAGUAACUCAUCAUGGUUCUCUUUGUAUUGUUUAUCUAUAUUUCUUGGGCUAUCAGAUUUUUUUAUAAGGAGUAAAAGGGAAAACUAAAGGGAAGUCAUAUCAGGAAUCACCCUACCAAUAAUGGGCUGACAGCAAGAGUUUUGCAUGCUUGUUUUAUGCCCAACAUGCAUCUCCUCAGGAUUCUUGGACAGAUUCAAGAAUAUCGGAUACAAUAUUCAGGUUCCUGUGUAAACAUGCAUAUAUUUGUCUAGUUGGAUGAACAGAAUUCCUAUAUUAUGUCCUGUUGUAUCACUUUUCCUUUUUUGUUAAAGACAAAACAGUCCCGCAUAAUCUUUGCAAAGUAUUUAUUGAGUCAUAGUUAUGUGUCGAUGGUAGGGGUUUGUGCAUAUAGAUGUAUGGACACAUUUUGAGUGCUAAAUAAAUAGUCCAUG